AAAAAAUUCAAAGUGACUUUGAAAAAAUAGAUAUUUCGUACUUGUCAGACUUAAAACAUAAUGGAUUUUUUGUCCAGUUGAUGGUUGAUUAAUUUUAAGUUACUAAACAAAGUUUAAUAUUUGAAGGUGCAGGACGAUAACGCAGUUAAUUUAUAUUACACUAUUAAAGCAUUGAGCAGCUAUUUUACCUUAAUAUACAACUCAUCAGUACUUAUCCAGUCCAUAUCUGAUUUCAGGCAGUUGCUCAUCAAUGGUAGUGGUGGUGGAUUGAUUGAAGUUAAACGUUUAAACAAGUGGGUAUUGACUCAGUGAUCUAUAGAUUAACUACACACCUCAGAAUCUGAGGUUCCUUUGUUUGAUUCCUAGUGUGGUUGUGGAUGGGCACUGUUGAACAGUCACAUGAUUUAUUUAGCAUAAUACGAGUUUAACAUUCUGGAAGCGAUUUAAUUCAGAUUCAUUUUCUACUUAAUAUUACUCUCAACAAUAUUAACAUCUAAUUUUUUAAAUUCUUCUCUUCAUUUCUAAUUUUUUUUCAACCGAGUUCUCUCAUCAUUUAAAUAUCGUAAUGAACAAAAAAUAUUGGGUUCACUAGAACAAUCUUUCAAAUUAAAACCUCAUUAAGAAAAACACUUACUAAAUAGUUCAAUGUAUUUCAAUCUUUCUUUCCUAAAUAAAACCGUCAAACUUGUAUAAAUAUCAUUAUUAGCAUUAAUUACUAAGAUUGUUUUCAGCUUUUUAUCACGUACAAGUCCACAUUAAUAAAAAAAGAAGCACAUUUUUUCUAUUCAAUUUAUGAAGUAAGCUUUAUGUUACUUAAUUAGUUAAUUUACUGUAAAUUUAACUAAAUAGAUGCUUGAUCAAGAGAGAUAUUCUAUUAUGUCUUUCAUUUCCGAUGUCCAUUUCGUCUAUGAUCUUUUUAAUGUUAUUAAAUCAAUUUUCUUUAAAAACACAUAAAAUUACUUGUCAAAAGUAAUGAUGUUGGUGCAGUUCAUUCAUUGAAAUUCAUCUCAUUCAUCUCUGUCUGCAUUAAGUUAAAUCAUUGAAUGACCUCAUUUUCACAUUCCAUGCGUUUAAAUGUGUAUGAAUCUCUCCUAUAUUCCUGUCUUACAUACACACACAUUUAUGAGUUGACCUCGUGAAAAAGCUCAUAAAUGUGUCCGGAAACUAGAAGUUGGACAUUUUUAUUACAUUUAUAAGACAAGUUAAUUAUUAUUAUUACUACCAUUAAAACAGAUACCUUUUUGAGUGAAUAUAGAAAUAAUUACAUAAAUAAAUUUCUUAUUCUUCUAUUUUCUAUGUACAUGUGUAUGUUCACUAAUUCAUACACUUCAUUGAUUCAUAUUCUAAAUACAUACAUAGAAAAAAAUAAUUAAUGGUAUUUCAUUUCAAUGUCUUGUACACAUCCAAAUGUUUGGGUGAUGGUUUUGGGUCUUUAUUUAGGCGUAAAUUUCAUGCAGUUUGGUGAGUAUAUCACAAUGACUUCUCUGACCGUGAAGUUUAGUAACGCGGAUGUGAAUCCCGUUUGAUUCAUCGAUUCCAUCUUGAUUACAGACGAGUCUUACUAAGGAGUGUCAACCAGGAAGCAGCUUAUGCAUAUGACAUACUGCUGAAUAGGUCUUACCAACUAAUAUCAAACACAGCUGUAGACAUUUGAUAAGCAUGAAGUCUAUUCAUAAGGGUGUCAUAGUCACUAUCUUUAAAAUAACGUGAAAAGAAGGGUGGGAACGAAAAAUUUCAUUCUAAGUCUUGGAGGUUUGUGUAAGUUGAUAGAAAAUCGAUAUAUCCUCUUUCUGUCUUCUACUAAAUAAUUCCAGAUAAUUUCAGAAAUCCUUACUUUAUUUAAUGCAUAGUUUAGUAUGAAUAAUUUAACGAAAAAUGUAAACUUAUUUAUCCUAAAAAAUGGGGAUUUUCAAUAAUGCCGCCUAUACAUAUAUAAAUACAAUCUUAGGGACCUUACAGAUUUUAUUUAUAUUAUAUUGAGAAAAUUUUUAUUUAUUUGUUCAUCUCAUUGCUGCUAGAAGCUUUUAUGAAGAUCAGUUUAUUCUUUGCUUUGACGAUAAAGUUAAUCAUUGGAAAAAUAAUUACAUAUAGAAUAAUAAACCGUAAACCUAAUUGCUAAAGUAUGAAGCUGACAAAUCAAAUUUCAUGUUAUGCUCAUUAGAUGAGUAUAUUUAAUAAUCUAUUUUUGACCUAUUGUUGUUGUUUAUGAUUGAUCUUAUAACCACGAGUAAAAUUAUCGCGUGGACAUGUUUUUGCUUUACUGAAUCCUGAUUGGUUAAUAGCAAUAAAAAAUCCCUAGGUAUUUGAUUGGUUGGUUUAUUUUAGUUUAGAAAGCAUAUUAAAAGGGUAAUCGGUCUAGUUGAAUAAAUUUCAUAUCCGAUUAACUUGUAUGCAGUUUAAAGCACAAUUACUUUUAUAUUAAACAUUUUAAAAAAUAAUGGAUUCUUCACCGCCGGUAUUAUUGAAUGCUUUACGACCACUUAAAACAAAUAGACCAAGACCACGAAUGAGAUUAACAUCUAUACGCCAAACACCACAACGUGUUCUAGCUGCUAAACUUGACUUAAAUAUCAAUCAGAACUUAAAUCCUGUCAUCUGUCCUGAAACUCUAAAUCAACCGACACCACAAGUAGACCAUAAAUCAGAUGUCCCUUCUUCAAAACUAACAAGAUUUGUAAAAAGAUUUAGUACAACUUUUCUUCCCGCUGAACAUCCAGUAUCCGAUGUUAUGAAUAAAUCAGAGAAGAAUAUUAAUCCUCAAUUUGAUUUUAACCAGUGGAAAAGACGGAGGUCUAUACUAAAUUAUCGGGACCGAUCACCAUUAUAUAUCGACCAACAUGUACAACCAACUGAUGGAAUGGUUGAUACGAAUACUGAACAAGUUGACAAAAGAAUUACAGUUUUGUCAGAUUUAUCUAACGUAAUUGAAUCAAAUCAAACAACCACUUGUACUAAACGUAAAAGCAGUCUUACAAGAUGGUUCGAAAAGAAUGUUAAACAUCCACGAAGAUCAUUACCUCAUAGAUCCCUAACAACUGAUUGUACAGCACCAGUUAUCACUAACAGGUCAUCAGUACCUGAAAAAACGCAACCAGAAUGUUUGUAUAAUCAAAUUACCCAGCAGACAAUUACACCUUAUGCUAAAGUUUUUAAAUCCCGUCGCAGUCUAUUGAGACAUAGAUGUAUUUCAAAUCAUCCUACUAUAACAUCGAAAUCUCAGGAAAGUAAGACACCCGGGAACUUUCUAUCACAUGGUGUUGAUCAUACAAGUAACUGUAACCAUCGUGAUUCUGGAGAUGAAACUAAUGAGAAAGUUAUUGUUUUGAAGAGUAACAAUGUAGAAGAUUUUAAAAUCAAUGAAACUAAAUCUGUUCAUAAAAACGCCUUUGGUUCUGAAAAAUGUAUGAGUGAAGCAGAUGAACCUUGGUUUAUCAUCCCACCUACUGGUAUCGAUGGUCCAUGUUCUCAAAAUCAAAACAGUACUUAUUCAAGUAUCAGUUCGAUUGUUUCGGAUUUCACGAGCAUGAGUCAAUCUGUUGGCAAGAGUACUGGAUCUCACAAGUCCCUGAUAAGUACAUUCUAUACUCCGACAAUGAAACGUCGGCACAGACUACCUAUUCCUUCAGAAUUUCUUUAUUCUACUUCCUCAGGACCUGUGAUCUACAAAUCAACCACACGAUCCUCGAUGACGAAUAUGUAUUCAGAAUUGAAUAAGUCAAGUGAUCAAGAUUCAGGUCUUUCAUCACAGCUAAGUACUACAUUUCAAGGUGCAGAUGUGGAAACUCAAAGUGGAGAUUUAAGGGGACAUAGAAAUCUAGUAGGAUCAUCAUCAGCAAGUUGGGCAACUACUUUACGUCAGUCUAUGAAACGAGCGAAUAAUAAACGUACUUUAUUGGCAGGUUGCACUUUAUUUAAUAGGAACCCAGUCGAAGGACUCAAUUACCUUAUUAGAAAUUAUAUUUUAUUGUCUGAUCCCACUAAAAUUGCUCAAUUCUUAUUCCAUGAACCAAAUCUCAAUCGCCAAGCUAUUGGAGAGUACUUUGGUCUACUUGAUAACACAUUGGCAACGAAAGUUUUAAAGGAAUUCUUAUUGCUGAUCAAUAUGAAGAAUAUGGAGGUGGAUGUUGCCUUGCGUUCAGUUAUCGGACAUUUUCAUCCUUCAGGUGAAUCUCAAAAAAUUGCUCAUCUAAUGCGAAUAUUUCAUGAAGUAUAUAUUAUUCAAAAUUCAGAUCGUGUCCGAAAAAAUUUUCAUAGUCCUGAAACAGUGGAAGUCUUAGCUUAUUCAGUGCUUUUGUUACACACAGAUCUUCAUAAUCCUAAUGUUGGAAAAUUGGGCAAACGGAUGACUAAACAAGGCUUUAUUAACAAUAAUCGUGGAAUUGAUUCUGAUCAUGAUGUGUCUGCAGAUUUACUGGAAGGUAUUUAUGAUCGUAUAGCUGCUUCCGAGUUUAAGACACUACCAGAUCCAUCAGAUAAACUUCGUGCUUUGGAUGGAGUUUUGGUUGGUCCUUUGAAAACAGACAACUUUGUGCAACGACAUCGUCGUUUCAUUGGCAGGAUUCUGACCCAAGAAAUUGAAAAAAUUGCUCCCCGAAAAUUACCGGGUAGAAAUAAUGCUCGAUGGCGCCACGUGUUAAUAUUUAACGAUAUAUUGGUGGUUGUUAAAUCGUUGAAUACAACCCGUUUGCGGUCUGGUUCCCUUAUAAAUUCUGUCGCAGCAGUUGCUUUCGGAGACCAAAAUGCUACUCGUCAUUAUACACCAAAGAAUUCCGUAUCUAGAGAUGACGGUAGUUGUAGUCCUUUCGGCCCGGUUCAAGAUGUAACACAAAAGGUGUUCUGUUCAACUGAACCAUUUCCUGGUGAUACAACUUUUCAAGUUCGAAGUGUUUAUCCAUUCCUUGAUCUUCGAGUGUUGGUCUUUGAAUCGAAUUAUUAUCGAUACGGAGUUCAACUGUGUAAUUCUAAUGGCCCUGUAAUUAGUUUAAGUAUGCCAUCUGAAGCUUGUCGUCGUCAAUUCAUCGAUUGGGUGUACGGAUCCAUUGCUGAAAUGGAGGAAUUACAGCAACAUCAACAAAUUAAGAAAAGUGAAUGUGAACGAACUAUCAUUGUUAAUUGUAAACGGAACUCAACAAAUACUACCUCUAAUGGUACUACUUCUAUUAAUAAUGGCGAUAGAUGUGUCAUGCCUUCCUCAAGAGUAACUGAAAAAGUUAUAUUAUUUAAUGCCUAAUUAUUAUUCUCAUUAUUACUAACCAGCAUUAUUGGUGAAACUGCAGAUAAACAGAAUAUCAUUGAUUUACAUUUUUCUUUUGUAUUUGAGUUCACAGAAUAUUUCAGUUGAAUUCCUUUUUUCACUUUGUAAUUUCUAUUUCAUUGUAUAAGAGCAAACAACAGUCUAUACAUAAAGAUGAUUCUUUUCAUUGUUUCAAUGUGUAUUUUUGGCGUUGAUUGCUCAUUCAACCCUCAGAUCAUUCAAAGUGAAUGUAUACUUGGAAUCUCUCCCCCCUUUCUGUGAUACUUUAAUUAAUUGGACGUAUAAACAUAAACGUAUACCACAAAACAUAAAUUUAUAGAUAUCUACAUAAAAAUAGAUUAUUCCUUUUAAUUUUUGAUGCUUAAAUUUUGUUGAUUCAGUCAUUGUCCCAUAUCAGAGAUUAUAAAGUUCAUGAGUAUUAUUAUUACUAUUGUUAUUACAUAACAGUUUUGUUCACUUGUUUAUUCACCUUUUAUUUACUAGAAUCUCCAGACAAAUUAGACUAGUUUAUUAUUCAUUUGAAUAUGAUAAUUCAUAUAUGUAUCAUAUGCCCCAGUUUAUAAUCGCAUUUGUUUAUAGAAUACUUCUACUUAUUUGUAUUGGUUUCUCUUGCUUUUUCAUCCUUUUCAGUUUAACCUUAUUUAUGUGAAUAUUGAGUAUUUGUACAUUUUUAUAAAAAUUUCUUUUUCCAUUACUGUAUAGAUUACCUUUCCCCUAUUCAUUGUUUGUAUAAAAAACAUGAGACUAUUUUCUGCUUUAAAAUGUGUUCGUUUAAAUACAUCUAAUCUCAUUAA
Molecule: messenger RNA, 6048 nt
Organism: Schistosoma mattheei
Lineage: Eukaryota; Metazoa; Platyhelminthes; Trematoda; Strigeidida; Schistosomatidae
Source: the annotation of a GenBank genome assembly